Molecule: messenger RNA, 3461 nt
Organism: Hyla sarda
Lineage: Eukaryota; Metazoa; Chordata; Amphibia; Anura; Hylidae
Gene: IARS2
Product: isoleucyl-tRNA synthetase 2, mitochondrial
Exons: 24
Coding region: 77-3067 (996 amino acids)
Biological process (GO): isoleucyl-tRNA aminoacylation
Cellular component (GO): cytosol
Molecular function (GO): ATP binding; tRNA binding; aminoacyl-tRNA deacylase activity
Source: RefSeq, a predicted model, not a curated record
ACGCGCUCCGCAGGUUUGGUCCUCGGCGGCCGCCGUCCCUGUCACCUCUCCGCUCGCCGUAGUUUCUGGCAGGACCAUGUUGACCGUUUUCCGCAGCCGGGCGCCCCGUGCCCGCUGUCUGUGGAGGGUGAGAGCCUCCGGGCUGAGCAGCAGCAAUGACAGCCCCGGGGAGAGGAGCAAGUACCGGGACACCGUGCUGCUGCCCCGCACCGACUUCCCCAUCCGCCGGAGCCCCGAGGACACCGCCAGCACCGAGCAGCGUCUGCAGGAGGAGACAAACUUCCUGCAGCUUUAUAAUUGGCAAAAAGCAAGAAAAUCUAAAAAGGAGUUCAGUCUCCAUGACGGCCCCCCCUAUGCUAACGGAGACCCCCAUGUUGGACAUGCGCUGAAUAAAAUCCUAAAGGACAUCACAAAUCGUUUUCACAUGAUGAGGGGCUACAAGGUGAGCUACGUACCAGGGUGGGAUUGCCAUGGACUACCAAUAGAGCUCCGGGCCCUGGCAGAGAUUGGGGACAAAGCUGACAGUCUGUCACCAAUGGAGAUAAGAAGUAAAGCUCGGGCGUUUGCAGAAAAGGCAAUUGAGAAGCAGAAGUCGUCCUUCAUUCGCUGGGGAGUGAUGGCGGACUGGGACAACUGCUACUACACGUUCGAUAAGAAGUACGAGGCAAAGCAGCUCGAUGUUUUCUUUAAGAUGCACGAAAAGGGGUUAAAAAAUCUUAAUUAUUGGAAGGAUUAUCAGCCGGUGUGUUGGUCACCACUUAGUCAAACAGCUCUGGCUGAGGCCGAGUUAGAAUACAACCAGCAGCACGUCAGCCGAUCCAUCUUUGUAAAGUUUCCGCUGCAGAAACCCCCUCCCAAACUCGCAUCUGUAAUCGAUGGAUCAGCAACAGUCGGCGCUUUGAUUUGGACAACACAGCCGUGGACCAUUCCAGCGAAUCAAGCGAUCUGCUACAUGCCGGAUACCACAUAUUCCUUUGUGAAGUGCGGAUCCUCAGGGGAGCUCUAUAUUCUGGCUGCCGAUUGUGUGGAGUCCACUGCACUUUCCCUGGGGACUAAAUUUGAGGUCAUAUCCACAUUUAAAGGAGCUGAUCUGGAAAAUGGUGUUUGUGAUCACCCUACAAUACCAGGACGCUCAUCUCCCCUCCUACCAGCAAACCAUGUCACUAUGGGCAAAGGCACCGGACUUGUGCACACAGCACCUGCCCAUGGCAUCGAGGAUUAUGGGGUAGCCUCCCAUCACAAGUUGCCUGUGGACUGCCUAGUGGAUGAAGCCGGUCGCUAUACCGCUGAAGCAGGAGCUGAUUUGGAAAGUAAAGUAGUGCUUGAAGAUGGAAAUGAGGCCGUCAUACAGAUGCUGCUCGGUUCAAAGAAUUUGAUAAAAGAGGAAAGUUUCGUUCAUAGCUAUCCGUAUGACUGGAGGACCAAGAAGCCCAUCAUCGUCCGGGCCAGCCAGCAGUGGUUUGUGAACACAGCUAACAUUAAGGACAAAGCUCAGGAAGUUUUGAAAAAAGUGAAGUUUACGCCGGUGUCGGCUGCCAGCAGGAUGAUUGAGAUGCUCGGCCGCCGCACUUAUUGGUGCAUAUCAAGGCAGCGGAGCUGGGGGGUCCCCAUCCCCGUGUUCUAUCAUAAGGAGACAAGAGACGCUCUCAUCAACAGGCACACUGUGGGACAUAUCAUUAAGCUGGUGGAGCAGCAUGGCAGUGACGUGUGGUGGACGCAUCCUGUAGAGGAACUGCUUCCCAAAUCCGUGCUUCAACAGGCCGGUAGCAGCACCAGUGCGCUUGAUUUUGUGCCAGGAAGAGAUGUUCUGGACAUCUGGUUUGACAGUGGAACAUCGUGGGCCCAUGUUUUGGAAGACGCAGAGCAGCGAGCCGACGUGUACAUGGAGGGGAAGGAUCAACUCGGGGGCUGGUUCCAGUCCUCGCUACUCACCAGUGUGGCCUCCAGGAAUAAAGCUCCUUACAAGAAUGUAGUAGUCCACGGCUUUACCUUAUCUGAGAAAGGAGAGAAGAUGUCAAAAUCAGUAGGGAACGUGGUGGACCCCGACGUGAUUAUUAACGGUGGAAAGGACAAAGUAAAGGAGCCGGCCUACGGAGCAGAUGUCUUGCGCUGGUGGGUAGCUGAGUCCAAUGUCUUUACAGAAGUCAUGAUCGGUCCGACAGUCCUGAACUCAGCCCGGGAGGACAUCAAUAAGCUGCGGAACACAGUGCGAUUCAUGCUGGGUAACCUGUCCGGAUUUAACCCCGAAACCGACACCAUCCCUGGACCUGAGCUGUAUAUAAUAGACCAGUAUAUGCUCCAUCUGCUCCAGGACUAUGCCAGCAAGGUCACCGAGGCCUACAAGACGUACGAAUUCGGGAAGGUGAUCCGUCUGCUGGAAGCCUUGGUCACCCGAGACCUGUCCAGCUUCUACUUCAGUAUCAUCAAAGAUCGCCUGUAUUGUGAAGAGGAGAGAGACCCCAAGCGCCGCUCCUGUCAGACCGUACUGGCCGAGACGCUGGACAUUGUGGUUCGCUCGUUCGCACCAAUACUCCCACACUUGGCGGAAGAAGUCUUCCAGUACUUGCCGUAUAAAAAAGAUGGUGACAGUGUUUUCCGGAGCGGGUGGUUUGUGCCAAAUUUAUUGUGGAAGAAGCCGGGAUUGGUGGAAGCCGUGGAGGCCGCGUGUUCUGUGAGAGAUCUGUUCCUUGGGGCGAUUCCAGGCAAGAAUACGGCGGAGUAUGAGCUCUGUGUGGUCAUCGAGCCGGGACUGCUAUUCGAGUUAAUGGAGACUCUGCAGGCCCAGGAGACGUCCAGCACAUCGCAGCUGAAUGAAUUACUGAUGGCGUCCCAGACGAGUCUACUGACCGAGGUCCCGCUGGAUCUCCCUGCAGAGGCCACAGUCCUUAAAGGGUCCUUCCUCAUCAACCUGGAAGGUGGUGACAUCUGUGAGGAGGAGACCUAUAAAGUCAUAAUUCAGCCCAGUACCAAAGAACGCUGCCCGCGCUGCAGGAAGUUUACCGCAGGGUCAGCCCUUGCCCCCUGCCCCCGCUGCCUGGAAACCAUUGCUGGAAAAUGGAGUCAGUAGUCCGAAUACUGCCGUAAAGCAGGUGCCUUGUGUCUCCUCUCCCUGUUGGAGACUUACAGAAGCCAUAGCAGAGCGUAGACACCUAUAAGUAUGCACUGAUUACAGGACAUGUGACGUCUUCUGCUAUGUCUGUACUGACGCCGGCAGCACUGCAUCACUGGGGUUUGGUCUUUGCAGCCCUUUAUACACAUAAGAUCAUUAAUAUUCUUUAUUUUCAGAUGUAAUAUAACUGCGCACUUAAUAGUACAUUCUAACUUUGCUGUAGCCGCGUCUGCGUGCAGUUAUACCGGGAAAAUUUGGCAGUCAUCGGGUGUGGUUUUUCGAAAUGAUAGAACAAACCCUAAAUCAUUUAAAGGGGCUGUCCGAGGUCAUAACAGAUACUUAAAAUGAAAAA